Molecule: messenger RNA, 990 nt
Organism: Lachancea mirantina
Lineage: Eukaryota; Fungi; Ascomycota; Saccharomycetes; Saccharomycetales; Saccharomycetaceae
Source: the annotation of a GenBank genome assembly
AUGACAGAAAACGAGGAUUGGAUGCUGACUGCGGCGUCUGCAUCUGCAAUUGUUCAAUCGCAUCAAAAGGACAUAUACAUCGAGUCAAUCUUAACUAAGAAGCUUGAGAGCGCAUUGAAGCGUGUUAAAGGUCAAUAUUUCACAAAUGCAUAUGUUUUAGAGAUAAGAGUUGCUGCCAAGCUGUUGUACCUGGGUUUGACUACGUUGAGAGGCAAACGAACACUUGGUGAACAAUAUGUCGAUGUGAUCUACGUCGACAGGGCCAGAAAAAGUUUAUCUGGUUUGCUAAACCGGCUAUUGUUCGUAUUUGCUCACGCAUUAUUACCAUAUAUCGGCUCCAGAGUUUACUCCAAACUUUCGCAAGCCUGCAGUUUGCCGAACGCCAGGCGAAAUUGGCCACGACUAGGACGUCUCAUGGAAAUUUUGGAUUAUGGCCGCUCCUUCAAGCUGAUGGAACUGCUCACAGAGCUGCAUUUGAUCAUUUUUUAUUUUUUUGGAACUUAUUACCAUCUUUCAAAAAGGAUUUUUGGAUUAAGAUACGGACUGGCACAUAAAGUCGAUCAGUCGGAACGUCAGUUCCGCGAAUCUAGCGCUCGAGGCUAUAAAAUCCUCAGCAGCGUUGUUUUUAUUCGGUUUGGUAUUAACUUGGCAAAUGUAAUACGUGAUAUGCGCGAUCGUACGUUAGUGAGUCGAGAAUCGAAGGAUGACAAGACCUCCUCCAACGCCAAAAUUGACAAUCUACGCUUAUCCAAAAUCCCAAGAGAAAAUGACGUUUCACAUUUAGACAUGAAAGAUCCCGAUGUGCUUCCGUUCAUACCUCAAGAGUCGAGGAAAUGUGUUUUGUGCUUAUCUGAAAUGAGGGACCCAAGCUGUGGACCUUGUGGACAUCUGUUUUGCUGGUCAUGCAUUCUAGACUGGACGAAUGAGAGGCCAGAAUGCCCACUCUGCAGGCAAAAGUGUCUUCAGCAAUCUAUAUUACCGAUUAGGUGA